Molecule: messenger RNA, 618 nt
Organism: Nannochloropsis gaditana CCMP526
Product: vesicle transport protein
Exons: 1
Coding region: 1-618 (205 amino acids)
Biological process (GO): vesicle-mediated transport
Cellular component (GO): membrane
Source: RefSeq, a predicted model, not a curated record
AUGAACUUGGAAAGCGGCUUGGGGCCGGGCGCUAGCUCUUCGUCUUCGAGCGGGCCCGCCGCUUUUGCUACCUCGUCCUCCUCCAAUUUUAUGGACAGCGCCCGCCGUCUGCUGGGAGUGGAAGCACGACCUAAAACCUUCUGCGAACGCCUGGAAGAAGAUAUGUGCUGGUGGUGCCCGACCUUGACCUGGCAGCAACGUCUCUUUGGCUGCUUGUGCUGCUUCCUUGUGGGUAUGAUCCUGGAGUUCGGUUCCUUCUUCCGCUUCACUAAACUCCUGACCGGCCACCCAGAGCCCUUUGCGGUCAUGUACACGAUCGGCAACCUCAUCUCCCUGGCCGGUUCCUGCUUCCUCUCCGGGCCCUUCUCGCAGGUCAAGUCCAUGUUUCACCCCACCCGCGCGGUUUGCACCAGUGUGUACGUCCUCACUCUGGUGUUCACCCUCCUCAUCGCCUUCUCCGACGUGCCCGGGCAAGGCCCCCUGUUGGUCUUGAUGAUCAUCGUUCAAUUCUUGUCCCUGUCCUACUACAUCCUCUCAUACAUCCCCUUCGCCCGGCAGAUGGUGUGGCAGACGUGUGGGAGUUGUCUGGGCCUAGGGGAGGCGGGGUCCUAUGGAUGA